AACGUGUGCGUGUGUGUGUGCGGGUCUCAUUCUUUGUGCCUGCUUCAUUCUUGUCCUGGCAGGAGGGGAAGUCCACUGCUCAUUGGUGUGCGAAGCAAGUAUGAGCUAUCAACCGACAGCAUCCCCGUCCAGUACAGUGGCCGUGUCAAGGAAGGUGUCCAGGAGUUAAACAGCCAUAAUCUUUCUGACUGUUCCGAUGCCAUUAACGCUGUGGGUGAUGGCCGGGCGGUGGAGUAUUACUUUGCAUCUGAUGCCAGUGCCAUCAUAGAACACACCAACAAGGUGUUGUACAUGGAAGAUGAUGACUCGCCUGGUGACUGGGGGAAACUGUCCAUCCACAGGAUGAAGAGAAAAGCCGGUGACGACCCAGUCAGAGCGAUCCAGACUCUACAAAUGGAGCUGCAGCAGAUCAUGAAAGGUAACUAUGAUGCGUUCAUGCAGAAGGAGAUCUUUGAGCAGCCGGAAUCAGUGGUCAACACCAUGAGAGGCCGGAUUUGUUUUGACUCUAACAAAGUUAUUCUGGGUGGGCUGAAGGACCACCUGAAGGAAAUCAAGCGAUGCAGACGCCUAAUCAUGAUUGGCUGUGGAACCAGCUUCCACGCUGCAGUGGCUACUCGACAGAUCCUGGAGGAGCUGACGGAGCUUCCGGUCAUGGUGGAGUUAGCCAGCGACUUCCUGGACCGCAGCACUCCUGUUUUCAGAGAUGAUGUUUGCUUUUUCAUCAGUCAGUCAGGAGAGACUGCCGACACCUUGAUGGCUUUACGCUACUGUAAGGAACGUGGAGCUCUGACCGUUGGUAUAACCAACACUGUGGGCAGCUCCAUUUGUAGAGAAACAGACUGUGGAGUCCACAUCAAUGCUGGACCUGAAAUAGGAGUAGCCAGCACCAAGGCCUAUACUAGCCAGUUUGUGGCCCUCAUCAUGUUUGGCCUGAUGAUGAGUGAGGACAGGUUGUCCCUGCAGCAGAGAAGAUUGGAGAUCAUUAACGGCCUCCGGCUGCUACCAGAGCUCAUACAACAGGUUCUGGCUCUGAAUUCCAAGAUCAAAGCCAUUGCUAAUGAGUUAUACCAACAAAGGUCUCUUUUGGUCAUGGGUCGAGGUUUCAACUAUGCUACCUGCCUCGAGGGGGCGCUGAAAAUCAAGGAGAUCACAUACAUGCACUCAGAGGGGAUCCUAGCUGGAGAGCUGAAACACGGUCCUCUGGCCCUAGUGGACAGAGACAUGCCAGUCAUCAUGAUCAUCAUGAAAGACUCCUGCUACGUUAAGUGCCAGAAUGCUCUGGAGCAAGUCACUGCCAGAUCGGGUCGACCAAUCAUCCUGUGUUGCCAGGACGAUAAAGAGGUGACAAAGAAGGCCUACCAGACCAUUGAGCUGCCACAUACAGUGGACUGUCUGCAGGGGAUCCUCAGUGUCAUCCCCCUGCAGCUCCUGUCCUUCCACUUGGCUGUGCUGAGAGGAAAAGACGUUGACUGUCCCAGAAACUUGGCCAAGUCUGUGACUGUGGAAUAAUGACAGUUCACAAAGCACAGCACAGGGGAGAGAAGGCUUGUUGAUCUCAAGUGCAAUUGUGUGUGUGUGUGUGUGUGUGUGUGUGUGUGUGUGUGUGUGUGUGUGUGUGUGUGUGUGUGUGUGUGUGUGUGUGUGUGUAAACUGGUAUAGGUUUGAGUGUCAGUGAGGGGUAAAGAAAACAGACAAAAAGGGUAAAGUAUUGGGUACAAUGUCUUUUUGUAACAGAAAUGUGAAAACCAUCUACAGUCAGCCUCAUAAUUAUUUUGGACAGUGACCAUUUUUGUCAUUUUAUACCACAGUGGCGGUGCCAAGGGGGGGCUUAAGCCCCCCCAAUAAUGAGCCAAGCCCCCCUCAGCCCCCCCAAUAAUUCUGCCAAUGUGAAUUGGU
This is a messenger RNA of Thalassophryne amazonica, 1896 nucleotides long. Its product is annotated as glutamine--fructose-6-phosphate aminotransferase [isomerizing] 2-like. The record is from RefSeq and is a predicted model, not a curated record. Gene Ontology annotation, biological process: protein N-linked glycosylation; fructose 6-phosphate metabolic process; UDP-N-acetylglucosamine metabolic process. Lineage: Eukaryota; Metazoa; Chordata; Actinopteri; Batrachoidiformes; Batrachoididae. Gene Ontology annotation, molecular function: carbohydrate derivative binding; L-glutamine:D-fructose-6-phosphate transaminase (isomerizing) activity.